This is a messenger RNA of Emericellopsis cladophorae, 1407 nucleotides long. RefSeq lists its product as uncharacterized. Gene Ontology annotation, molecular function: 23S rRNA (adenine(1618)-N(6))-methyltransferase activity. Lineage: Eukaryota; Fungi; Ascomycota; Sordariomycetes; Hypocreales; Bionectriaceae. Gene Ontology annotation, cellular component: nucleus. Gene Ontology annotation, biological process: rRNA base methylation. Bases 1 to 1407 code for a protein of 468 amino acids. The record is from RefSeq and is a predicted model, not a curated record. The transcript is spliced from 4 exons.
AUGGACGGCAAACGCAAGCAGCCCCACGAUGAGCCAAAGACGAGAGCGGAGCCACAUGAGGCUCGCGGCAACAGUGAUGUGAAGAUGCAGUCUCAUGAGCCUGCGGACCCGGGAAGGCGAUGGAAUGAGCUGUACGCGGAUCCUGUCGACUUCAAAGCACUGGCGCUGCGGGAUGCCGCAUUUGCUGCAGUGGUCAAAGGUCGCGAAGUGAAUUUCAACGAUCCCAAGGCCGUGCAGGCACUGACAAAGGCACUACUCAAAAAAGACUUUGGUCUCUGCCUUGAGACGCCCGAUGAUCGGCUCUGCCCUCCUGUCGCGAAUCGACACAACUACAUCCUGUGGCUCAAGAAGCUUCUUGACUCUACUUCCUACGAGCCCAGGCACGAAGGUGUGCUGGGUCUGGACAUUGGCACGGGCGCAAGCUGCAUCUACCCUCUGCUCGGAUGCACACAACGCCCAUGGUCCUUCAUCGCCACUGACAUUGACGCCAAGAGUCUCGAAUUCGCACAGAAAAAUGUCAAGCGCAAUGGCCUCGACGCGAAGAUCAGGCUGGUCCCGCGACAGCCUACGGACAAGCUCAUUCCGCUAGACGACUUGGGCAUCGACGCCAUUGACUUUUGCAUGACGAAUCCGCCAUUCUACACGUCAGACGAGCAGAUGCGGAAGAGUGCCGAGGCCAAAGACAGACCGCCCUCGACAGCCUGCACCGGUGUAGCCGUGGAAAUGGUCACGGCGGGCGGCGAAGUUGGGUUCGUGAAGCGAAUCAUCGAGGAGUCCCUCGCGAUGAAACACCGCGUCGGGUGGUACACGUCCAUGGUCGGGUUUCUGGCAAGUGUCAUCGCCAUAGUGGAGGAGUUGCGGACGCACGGGAUCCACAACUACGCCGUGACCGAGUUUGUACAGGGCAACAAGACCAGGCGAUGGGCCGUGGGCUGGAGUUUCCGGACCAUGCGUCCGGCGCAGGCCAUUGCUCGGGGGUCGGCGUCUGCUACGUUGAGGGCAUACCUCCCGGCCGUGGCGGAGGCAGAGGUCGCGAGGUUGGGGCUGGGCGGGUCCAUCAGCAAGACGGCAAAUGGUAUUCGUGAUGCUAUUGGGGAACUUGACCUCAUGCAUUGGGCGUGGGACCAGCAGAAGAUGCAAGGUACAGGGCGCGCCGCAGAUAAUGUGUGGAAUCGGGCCUGGCGACGGAAGAAGAAGAAGAUGGAGAUGGAGGGCGAUCACAUCGACGUGCGGGAGCGACAAGACGCGGCCUUUGGCUUCGAGGUCUGGAUCCGGGUGGGUACGCACGAGAUGGUCGUGGGCUGUCGCUGGCUGGAGGGGCACGAUGCAAAGAUUUUUGAGAGCUUCCAAGGAUUUCUCGCCUCCGCUGCCAAGGCACACGGGAGUUUGUCGAAGGUGAAUAAUUAA